AUGGCGGCCGUGGGGUUCUGCGGUUUGAAGCCAUUGCUCUUUCGUCGCAAGACGAACAUUUUCGAGCUAUAUGAAACACUAUCGAAGUUCUGGGCACCAUUCAUAACGCAUAGCCACUUGCAGGGAACGAAAGGAUCGAGCACGCCCAAGAAGUCUUCAAAAUCUCAGAGCAAAGCAAAUGGAGAGUCAUUAGAAUUGUCAUUUGUAGGAGCAGACCAAUUGAUUUUAAUGGUGGAGAUCCAUAAGAAGAUUUUGGCAUUCAGGGACAUCAUGGACCUAGCUCCAUGUAAUAACUCUGAUUCCUUACGUGAGAUACUCAUGAGAACCCUGCAAGAUGUGCAAGGGCUUUACCCAGGGAUUAUACCAAGAAAUGAAGUUUUAAAGAUUAAGGACAAACCUAUAGACCAGGCAAUGGCCUACUUCUGCAAGGCAUUGAGGUCUCUUGGAGAGUCAUGGAUGAUGAAUAAUGAUUGGAUGGAUAAGCUCAAUAUCGUAAUGCCAUCAUGCAAGGAUAACAGCAAUAUGCGUCAAUUGGGUGAAACUAUGGUGGCCACCCUAGAUUGUUUGAUGAAGUUGGCAAGUGAGAGGUUUGAUAUAGAAGAAGAUGACCAAAAGAAAGAAUUCAGCCCAAGAUCAAGCUCAUUUGGAAAGUUUAUAAUGCGCUCUUCCUCCUUUUCAGAUGGUAGCUUCUCUGGCUGCUCUUCUCCUUCCACACCUAGAUCUGUCCUCCCAGAAUUGAUGAGAUACUCUUCAAGAGGAGACAGUCCAAGAAGUUCUUGUGCCUCACCACUUCUUUUGUCUCUCAGAGUUCAAGCUGUGGGAAAGCUUAAUCCAAUUGAUGUAAAGCGCUUAUCUUUCCACAUGUCACCAACACACAUCCACAAGACAGAAGAUGAAUCAACAGGAGAAAUUGAAGUGGAUGAUAAAACGACAAAUCAUGGAAAGGACUCAUCAGAAGAUCUAGUGUUUCAUUUGGACACAACAGAGGAAUCAAAUAGCACAAGUGAUGAUCACAAAAAAACAGCUAAACCUCAAGCUAUGGGAGAAGUGGACCUUCCACUAUCUCCUAGACAACUUCAACAACAAUCUCACGAACCAGCACAAACACCUCUUCUACAAGCAUCAGUACCUGCAUCCUUAUCACCUUCUCAUCUAUCCUCACCCCUACCCAUUCCCACACCAUCUAUUAUGGCACAGCCAAAGACUGUGCCACAACCUCCCCCACCACCUAUGAUAGUGUCAAAGGCUGUGCCCGCACCACCCCCACCACCCAUGAUAGUGUCAAAGACUGUGCCCACACCACCCCCACCACCUCCUCCGCCGUCCAUGCUAAUGCCAAAGACUGUAACAAUACCAACAACACCUGUGGUGAAGCCAAAUGUAGCAAUGCCACCACCACCUCCACCAUCAGUACCCAAAUUGGAGCAAAGUGCAGCAACAGUUAGGAUGCCUCCACCUCCACCACCACCAAUGCCUCUAAGUUCGGGUUCAACAGCAACAGUUUUAGCUCCUCCUCCACCCCCUCCACUUAUGCCCUUGAAAGGUGGAUCAGUUCCUGCACCUCCACCGCCCAUGCCACGCGGUGGAAAUGGAGGUGCCCCACCACCACCUCCUCCUCUUGGAGCAGGAAGAUCCUUGCGCCCCAAGGCAACUAGUAAACUGAAAAGGUCAACACAAAUAGGCAAUUUGUAUCGAACUCUUAAGGGAAAAGUCGAAGGGUCUAGCCUACCUGGGAAAUCUUCUGCGGGUAGAAAAGGUGCAAUUGGAGGCGGAAGCACUGGAGGGAAACAAGGAAUGGCUGAUGCUCUAGCAGAGAUGACAAAAAGAUCCUCUUAUUUCCAACAAAUAGAAGAAGAUGUUCAGAAGUACACAACACAAAUCAUAGAGCUAAGAUCUAGCAUCACUAAUUUCAAGACAAAGGAAAUGCCAGAACUGAUCAAGUUCCAUAAACAAGUUGAAUCCGUUCUUGAGAAUCUAACUGACGAAUCACAGGUUCUAUCACGGUUUGAAGGUUUCCCCACAAAAAAGUUGGAAGCCAUAAGAAUGUCGACAGCGCUAUACAACAAGUUGGAUUCAAUUCUUACUGAGCUUCAAAAUUGGAAAAUAGUGCCUCCCAUGGGUCAACUCCUGGACAAGAUUGAACGUUAUUUCAACAAGAUUAAAACCGAUUUAGAUGCUUUGGAACGAACUAAAGAUGAAGAAUCUAAGAAGUUUAAGGGCCACAACAUCGAAUUUGACUUCCACAUUCUUAUAAAGAUCAAGGAAGCAUUGGUGGACGUUUCUUCCAAUUGCAUGGAGUUAGCACUUAAGGAAAAGCGCACUGCUGCAAAGAGUGAUGGGCCUAAAAAGGAAGGUGCUGCAAUGCUUUGGAAGGCUUUCCAAUUUGCAUUUCGGGUCUACACAUUUGCUGGUGGGCAUGACGAUCGUGCUGACAAUUUAACAAGAGAAUUGGCUCAGGAAAUAGAAAGUGACCCGAAUCAUCCAUGA
This is a messenger RNA of Abrus precatorius (Indian licorice), 2487 nucleotides long. RefSeq lists its product as uncharacterized. Gene Ontology annotation, biological process: chloroplast organization. Gene Ontology annotation, cellular component: chloroplast outer membrane. The transcript has 9 exons. Bases 1 to 2487 code for a protein of 828 amino acids. The record is from RefSeq and is a predicted model, not a curated record. Lineage: Eukaryota; Viridiplantae; Streptophyta; Magnoliopsida; Fabales; Fabaceae.